Salvelinus fontinalis (brook trout) is the source of this 5665-nucleotide messenger RNA. RefSeq names its product rasGAP-activating-like protein 1. Bases 510 to 2966 code for a protein of 818 amino acids. Gene Ontology annotation, molecular function: GTPase activator activity. Gene Ontology annotation, biological process: intracellular signal transduction; regulation of GTPase activity; negative regulation of Ras protein signal transduction. The transcript has 21 exons. NCBI's taxonomy places the organism in Eukaryota, Metazoa, Chordata, Actinopteri, Salmoniformes, Salmonidae. The record is from RefSeq and is a predicted model, not a curated record.
UGUGGAGGUUGAUGAGAAGGCAAUGACGCCUAAAGAUGUUAUGUUUUUAAAAGUAGCCACAGCAACAACAAAAAAUGUAAAAUAGUAGUAUGAUAUAGGCUGCAAAUGCUAAUUUUAUCUGGAAAUGAAAAAAGAACGCAUGGGAUGAUUAUUUUCUUGAAAUUACCCAAAUUAGGAAAGUAAAUGGCAGUAAUUAGUAAUUGGCACUAUACUUUACAUAUUUUGUUUUUCCUUGGGUUGUUUCCACCCAAACAUUUUAUAACAUUGUUUGCUUAUAGUGACCUUACUCUUAUGAAUUUGCAACGUUGCUGUUAAUUCUGUAUCCAAUAAGCCUUGAAAACGAUAGAUCAUUGAUCAUAACAUAGGCACGAUACGCCGUCAUGCGCAAAAGGUGCCAGAAAUGAAGAGGACCCAGUUGCGGAGGAGGCGAGCACCAUAGGGAGCACCGUUGAAAGGAUCACGGAUGUGCAGAUUAAAAUAAUUGGCAAAACCAUUCUUGUUAGUCAAAAAUGGCCAAAAACACAUCCCUAUAUUUCCGUAUUGUAGAGGGCAGGAGCCUUCCAGUCAAAGACGUCUCUGGGACCAGUGACCCAUACUGCAUUGUAAAAGUUGACAAUGAAGUUGUGGCCAGGACAGCCACGGUGUGGAAGAACCUCAACCCUUUCUGGGGAGAAGAAUACACACUGCACCUCCCAACGGGGUUCCACUCGCUCUCCUUCUAUGUCAUGGAUGAGGACACCAUUGGCCAUGAUGACAUCAUUGGAAAGAUAUCGCUGAGCAAAGACGCCAUCGGGGCCAAGGUUAAAGGGCUGGAUAACUGGCUGAAUCUGACCCGGGUGGACCCAGAUGAGGAGGUGCAGGGGGAGAUCCAUUUUGGUCUGGAGCUUCUCAAAGAUGCCAAAGGUAUAGGACUACGAUGCCAUUUCAUAGAGGCCAGAGACUUGGCACCAAGAGACAUUUCUGGAACCUCUGAUCCCUUUGCCAGAAUCCUCUUCAAUAACCACAGUGCAGAGACUUCGAUCAUUAAAAAGACACGUUACCCACACUGGGGUGAGACCCUGGAGUUGGAGCUUGAGACAGAGGAGCUGUCUGAGGGAGGGACUGUCACAGUGGAGGUCUGGGACUGGGACAUGGUGGGCAAAAAUGACUUCCUGGGAAAGGUGGAAAUCCCUUUUGCUUGCCUGCACAAGACACCUCAGGUACAGGGUUGGUUUCGUCUGCUGCCCCUGGGAAACAAUGAGGAUGAUGCUGGAGGUAAGCUGGGUGCGCUGCGACUGAAGGUGCGUCUGGUGGAGGACCGUAUUCUUCCCUCCAUGUACUACCAGCCUCUCAUUGACCUGCUGGUGGAGUCAGUCAUCUCUCCUGCUGAGGUGGAGGACGGCAGCCCCCUGACCAUGCUGGAGGAGGUGACCACAGUGGAGAGCCGGCAGGACGUGGCCAUGACCCUGGUCAAGAUCUACCUGGGGCAGGGCCUGGUGGUGCCCUUUCUGGACUACCUCAACACCCGCGAGGUCAACCACACCUUGGAUCCAAAUACCCUGUUUCGGUCCAACUCUCUAGCUUCUAAGGCAAUGGAACAGUUCAUGAAGGCUGUGGGGAUGCUGUACCUUCAUGAGGUCCUGAAGCCCAUCAUUAACCGCAUCUUUGAGGAGAAGAAGUACAUUGAGCUGGACCCGUGUAAAAUUGACCUGAACAGAACCAGGCGUAUCUCAUUUAAAGGUGCGUUGUCUGAGGCUGAGGUGAGGGAGAGCAGUGUGGAGAUGCUGCAGGGCUAUCUGUCUAACAUCGUGGAGUCCAUCAUUGGGUCAGUUACCCAGUGUCCACCUGUCAUGAGGGUGGCCUUCAAACAGCUGCACAAGAGGGUGGAGGAGCAGUUCCCUAAGCCAGAGAAUGAGGAUGUGAAGUAUCUGGCCAUCAGUGGGUUUUUCUUCCUGCGUUUCCUUGCCCCUGCUAUCCUCACACCCAAGCUCUUUCACCUGAGGGACCAGCAUGCAAAUACACGCACCAGCAGGACACUGUUACUACUAGCCAAGGCAGUGCAGAGUGUGGGGAACCUGGGUUUGCAGCUGGGCCACGGUAAGGAGCUGUGGAUGGAGCCCUUGCAUCCCAUCAUCCUUUAUAGCGUGGCCUCUGUUAAAGACUUCCUGGACAAGCUCAUCGACAUUGAUAGCGUGUCUGAGGUGCCCCAGAGGGCUGUGUUCUUGCCCUCAGUGACAGUGAAGGAGGGCUAUCUCCAGAAGCACAAGGCCGAAAGCCCCCAGCUCCUGUCCCGCUUUUCCUUCAAGAAGCGAUACUUCUGGCUGAGCAGUGAGACGCUGUCCUACGCCAAGACCCCAGAUUCCUGGCAGGUGCGCUCCUCCAUCCCCAUCCAGUGUGUGCGUGCUGUGGAGAGAGUGGAUGAGAAUGCCUUCCAACAGCAGCAUGUGUUGCAGGUCGUCACCCAGGACAAUGAUGGACAGAUGCACACCAUCUAUACGCAGUGCAAGAAUGUGAAUGAGUUGAACCAGUGGCUGUCAGCCAUCAGGAAGGCCAGUAUCUACAACAGGCGCAUGCUGCCCUCCUUCCACCCAGGGGCGUACCGGAGUGGCAAGUGGACCUGCUGCCUACAGGCUGACCGCGCUACUUCAGGUUGCAGUCGCACUCACUCUGCAGUGACUCUGGGCGACUGGAGUGACCCAUUAGAUCCAGACGCAGAGACUCAGACCAUCUACAAACAGCUUCUUCAGGGAAGAGACAUGCUCAGGAAGCAGUAUGUGGAGGUGGAGGCAGAGAUGACCACAGAGGAAGAGAAUAGAGUGAACUCUGGGCUGCUCCCUGAUGGAGCAGAUUGUAGCGUGGAGCUCCUGAAGCACAGGCAGGCUGCAGCGAUUCGGCUACUUGGAGUGGUUCUGGAUCUGGAGCAGGCCCAUGCCACCUUCCAGCGGCAGGAAAGAGAGGAGGCCGGUAGCCUCAUCCUGACCCCCUAGAUUGGGCCUUCCCUGGGGCCUGAGCCCGGGUCUGAAGGGGAGAGCAGCGUCCUCUAUCAGACUCAAUGGAGUAGGAAAACCAAGCGAUCACAGAAGGAAGGCAGCCUCUCCCUGCUCCCUGUCAUGUUUGUUACAUGUGAUGUCUAGAGGAACUCUCUUCUCAUCCAGAUCACUUCUUCAUAAGCCAGAAUGAAGAGGAUACCCAUUCUGCAACAUUCUUUUCCUGGGACGUUUGAUAUCACACACACAGGUUUUCAGCUGUGGCAGAUAUCACACACACAGGUUGUCAGCUGUGGCAGAUAUCACACACACAGGUUUUCAGCUGUGGCAGAGAAGUUAUCUAGUGAAAUAACUGAUUGCCACAGGUCUUGCAUUCAGAUGGACUGCCACAUAAACUUCUGCUACUCUCCCAAAGCUUGGGUUCUUAUCGAUUGAGCAGGACACAAACUGUUAUGUGGAACUGAGCUGAAGCAGGGGCGCGCAUGGAGUGUGUCAUUCCCGUGGUACUGCAUUAUUGUAUGGCUAUCAAGGAAUGUAGUGCAUGCCCUGCAUCCAGCGUCUGUGAAAUAUGAAGAUUUUUUUAAAUAUUCAAUAUCAUUAUAUGGGUCGUUCCAGCAAUUCGGUGCCUUUUGAGAAGUGUAACAUGGUAAAAAUACUUUGGAUUUCACCUCAUUUUAGCAUUCUGUCAUAAAAAGCACACGUUUUCCCAUCUCAAGAGGUUAAAUGAAAAUAAUUACUAUAGUAAGUGCCUUUUAAAUGUCAAAUAAAGUAACCGGGUUGAACACAACAGGGCUGAACACAACAGGGCUGAACACAACAGGGCUGAACACAACAGGGCUGAACACAACAGGGCUGAACACAACAGGGCUGAACACAACAGGGUUGCGAAUUUCAUCUGAAAAUCAGCCAUAAAUCCACUGUUGACAGGGGGAAUGGAACAGGGAGUGGCAGUUGAAUGCAGGCUUCCCAUUUGUAUGUAUUUAUUGUUACAACAUUUCUAGCCUGUCUAUCUGGGUAACACUAAUAAAUAAUUAUCUUCAAAAAUUACUUUUUCAAAGCAACAAUAACUAGGGCUUUACAUUGAUGGUGAUAAGUGGGUUAAAAACGUCCUAGAAGUCACAGAGGGUGCACGGAGGGACGUGCCAAAGUGCUGAAUUUUGGCACUUUAGCAAGUCUGUAUUCAUAUAAAAAAAUAGGAUUUAUUGAAUUAUCUAUGUGGUCUAUAUUAAAUGAUAUUUCAUUUAAUAUAACAGGCUUUUAAAAUUCAAUAUUGGUGCACAAUUUCCAAUUAAAAUAUCAAAGGGAUCCAAAAGGCACUGUUUUCGUGUAACGACCCAUACCUUGGAGGACGAUUAUGCAAUCUACUCUAGUUUUAGAUGAAUCUACCUGAAUGUAUGCUAUUUUGAUAUUGCUUUUAUUUAUGUUUUUUUACUCUCUAAUUUAUAUAUUGCAGUUGAUAACAUCGACAAUGUUGUAGUAAGAUUGUGCUGGUGUUCAUAUUAAUGAGGGUACUGCCCUGUGAGAUUUCUAAGCGUUUUUUAAUACACCGACACACACGCCAUAAUUGCUUGAACAGUCACUUGUUUGCUAUUAGUAUAUUGUUUUCACUGUUGCCAUAGUGAAGCUUGUGUUUGGUGCUGUUGCUCCGUGGAUUUAUGGGAAGUAACUUAAACUCAAAUGUGUGGCUUUGAUAUGAAAAACAUAUUUUACAUGGUCCACAGUUGAUUGGUUAAUUGGUAAAAACGUGUCUUUGAAGCAGUACUACUGACAAUAUUUAACAGUAGACCAAGUGACAUGUUUACUGUUCUUCUCAGGUCAUUGUAUUUGAAGUCAUUUUAAGACAGCUGAUUUUGAGUGAAGUGUCAUACAGUAACUGUCAUUCCUUUGUAAUGAAUGGAAUUGAACAUAUGUAGAUCAUUUCUGUUCUACUCUAGUUAGGGUCCCAUCACCCUCUGUAGAGAGCUAAUGAUGUCGACUCACAACCGUUUGAGCGUAUCCUGUCUUAGCCAUACCUUAUAUUUUGUAUACAUGUAUGUAUUCCCUACAAUAUUGACCAAAUUCAGUUUGCUGGUUUUGAGCUGAGCUAAGCUAAGAGUUGUCAAACUCCAAGUGAGUGAGUUGAGUUGCGUGGAAUGGCGUGCACCAUUGAAAACGCUUUCUGUGGAGGUGUGGGAGAUGUUUCAAAUGCCAAACUGCAUUUGUUGCCAUGGUAAAUUGUGUACUUUCUUUAUUUUAGUAGUACUUUCUUUAAAUUAGUGACAAGGAAGAUUUUUUUUUUUGAUCAGUCUUGUCGAUUCAAGAAAGAAAAGCUAAGCGUAUUGGAUUGUUACAAUUACACUGUUAUCAAAUUGUAUGUUACUGAUAUCCGAGUAGAUUAUUGACCUAUUAUUGUAAUCUGUUUAGUAAAUUGUAUUUCACUUGGCUGGCUAUCUUUAGGUGGUUAUUAUAGACCACUGUUGAAUUCCGCUGAAUUUCAUUAAACAGCCUCUCAAGUUCAAAUCCAGACAAAUAUUGAUUGUUGCUCGUUGACUUGUUAUUUGCUGAAAGAGGGCUGCAAUUUAGAAAAUGAGCUUACAUUUCAUAUUGCUGACACAAAAUGAUUGCAUGCACAAAGCGGAUGGUUACAGAUUGGUGGUAACAUCAGCUGUAUUACUGUGAACUGUAUUGGAAAUAUUGAGUAAAAUGCAAUGUUACCGCUA